Messenger RNA from Didymella exigua CBS 183.55, 981 nucleotides. RefSeq lists its product as uncharacterized. Lineage: Eukaryota; Fungi; Ascomycota; Dothideomycetes; Pleosporales; Didymellaceae. Bases 134 to 898 code for a protein of 254 amino acids. The record is from RefSeq and is a predicted model, not a curated record. The transcript has 4 exons.
GCUUAAUCGGUCUCCAUAUCGGCCCAGCAACAAGAAACGUUGAUAUUCAGGUUAUAUAAAGACACAUUCGGGCACUGCAGUCAGAUUCGUCCACAUCCCCGAGCUUCAGCAGACAAUUUCAAGCAAACCUAAGAUGCUGUCGCUUACUUACCCUAUUGCUCUCGCAUCUCUUGCAGCCUCCGCGCUCGCAGACAUUCACAAUGUUAAUCUUCCUUCAAACUUCUUCGAUACUCCCCAGAGUGGUAUUGGAUCAUGGUAUCGUGCUUCGGCCGGCCAAGACUCGACCAACGGCAAGAGUUGGUGUGCGUACACGUACUACAACAGUGAUCCGAUUUUUGCUGUGUCCCUGAAAGCGAUGGGUGGCAAGACUUACAACUCCGACCCAGCCGGUUGGAAGGCAGCGACACAAAAGUACUGUGGUCUUGAGGCGACUGUUAAGGAUCCUAAGACUGGAAAGCAAAUGCUGAUGUACAUUGGCGACGCGUUUGAUGAUCGAUAUGUCCAUUCGACAGGCUCUAUCGACAUUAUGAUCGAUGCCUUCUCAAACAUCCACGGGAACCCCAACGGUAACAAGAAUGAGGUUAUCAAGGGCGUAGAGUGGCAACUUACAGGUCGUGUCAACACGAAAUAUGCUGCGGCUGGCGCCGUAUGGCCGACAAAGGCUGGUGCAGCACCAACGACUGCUGCACCGAAACCAUCCAGCUCUACACCUAAUGGUGGUGAAGGCGCGAAGUGCAGUAACGCGACGAAUUGUAAAUCUGGCAUGACAUGCUUGGCACCUGAUGGUGUUUGUAGCACGGCCGCUUGCAAUUGGGGAUGUACCGGAUGGACUUGCAGUGCUGCAUCACCCUGCCAGAAACCGAACACAUGUGUUCAAAGCGUCUGCAUGGCAACUUAAAUAAUGCUUACAACAUAACAAAUGAUAGAUAAGUUAACAUAAAGUAUUGUUAAAGUUUUACUUUAAGCAGAGCCUAUGGCCCC